Molecule: messenger RNA, 3595 nt
Organism: Falco peregrinus (peregrine falcon)
Lineage: Eukaryota; Metazoa; Chordata; Aves; Falconiformes; Falconidae
Gene: SLC29A3
Product: solute carrier family 29 member 3
Exons: 6
Coding region: 97-1488 (463 amino acids)
Biological process (GO): nucleoside transmembrane transport
Cellular component (GO): plasma membrane; Golgi apparatus
Molecular function (GO): nucleoside transmembrane transporter activity
Source: RefSeq, a predicted model, not a curated record
CCGGUGCCACCCCCGGGGGGGCGGAGCGGGGCGGCCGGGCCCGGCUCUGUGGGGAAGGAGCCGGCGGGGCCCUGCGGUCCCCCCCGUGCCAGCACGAUGCAUCCGGCCACUGGCAGCUUUUCCCCAGAUGAGGAACCCCUGAUUGAAGAGCCCUUGGUGAACAGAUACAGCCGCCAAAAGCCAAGCGACCGCUUACAUGGGGCCUAUGUUAUUUUUUUUCUCCUGGGCAUCGGGUCCCUCCUGCCCUGGAAUUUUUUCAUCACAGCAAAGCACUACUGGAUGUACAAGCUGCAAAACUGUUCAGAACAGGCAGGCCCAGGUGGGCAGGCAGCAUCGGAUCUGCGGGACUUUUUUGAGAGUUAUAUCUCCAUUGCUUCAACUGUGCCCUCGGUGCUGUGCCUGGUCGGCAACUUCUUGCUGGUCAACAAGGUGCCUGCCAGCAUCCGGAUCCUGUCCUCCCUCUUCAUCAUGCUGGCUAUCUUCCUGGUGAUCACGGUGCUAGUGAAGGUAGACACCUCCACCUGGACCACCCAUUUUUUUGCCCUCACCAUUGGCUGCGUGGUCGUCAUCAGCAGCGCCUCAACCAUCUUCACCAGCAGCAUCUUUGGUCUGAGCAGCUGCUUCCCCAUGAAGAACUUGCAGGCACUGAUCUCCGGUCAGGCCAUGGGUGGCACAAUCAGCGCCGUCGCCUCUGUGAUAGACCUGGCAGCAGCAACUGAUGUUACAGACAGUGCCCUGGCCUACUUCCUCACUGCAGACAUCUUCAUCGUCAUCUGCAUCAUGGUGUACCUUCUCCUUCCCAAGCUAGAGUACUCCAGGUAUUACAUGAACAGCCAGAAGGAGAGCCCAUCUCUGGCCACCAUGCCACCCAACAGCUCCACAGAGGACAAGGCAGAGCCAGGAGGCACCACAAAUACAUCCUUCCUUGCAAAAAGCACUGGCAUCCCCCCUCUUCGCCCCAUCCUGCAGAAGACCGCCCUCCUUGGCUUCUGCCUCUUCUAUGUCUUCUUCAUCUCCAUCAUCAUCUUCCCUUCUCUCUCCUCCAACAUUGAGUCUGUCAGUAAGUCCUCAGGAAGCCUGUGGAGCACCAAGUACUUUGUGCCACUCACUAGUUUCCUCCUGUACAACUUUGCUGACUGGUGUGGGAGGCAGGUCACUGCCUGGAUCCAGGUCCCCGGCCCCAAGAGCAAGCUGCUGCCCGCCCUUGUCCUCCUCAGGACCAUCUUCCUCCCUCUUUUCAUUCUCAGCAACUACCAACCCCGGGCUCACAUCCAGGCGGUGGUCUUCAACCGAGAUGUCUACCCAGUGGUCUUCACGGCACUGCUGGGGCUGAGUAAUGGCUACCUGGGGACAUUGGUCAUGGUCUAUGGCCCCAAGAUUGUGCCAAAAGAGCUGGCCGAGGCUGCGGGGGUGUUGAUGACGUUUUACCUCAUGCUGGGGCUGGCUGUGGGGUCCGCCUGCUCCAUUCUCAUUGUCCACCUCGUGUAGAGGAGCAGCCAGGGGGGCUGACCUUGGUUUGUGGUACUGCUGUUGGGUAUUUAGUGGGUUUUUUUCCCCAAGAAGCCAGGCACACUGCAAUUUUGGGGCAGGCCACCUGUCUUGGCAGGAGGAGCUGCAUCCACAGGGAAAGUCCUCCUUCUGGGCAGUGGGGUCCCCUGUGCUUGGGAGGUUCCAUUGGACCUUUGUCACUCCCUGGCUUGACUGGACCAAAUGGACCAAAAAAGCCUCAUCCUCCCCAGGGACCUCAGGGGGCACCAGGAGCACAGGGAAACCUGGCUCUCACCCCAGUGCCAGUGGGCAAGGGUGGUGGCUUGUUGGUGCCACCAUGCUGCUUUUAAACUGAAGCCAGGGUUUUUGACAGCACCUUGGGUUUUUCUGCCUCAUUGCUAGGAGUUUAGCCCUGCGGUGUUUUGGUGGUCUCGCGGGGAUUCCCCUUUAUCAAGCUGCCAUGAUGGUGUUGAGCUAAAGGGGGUUCGAGCCUUUGAGCACCUUCAAGCAAGCUUCAGGAGCAGGUAGCAGCUGCGCCUGUGAGCAGGGCGACAUUUCAGGGAAAUUUCAUACAUUAAUGCCACAAAAAAGCACAUAUAAGGGAAACCUCUCCAUUUUGACUAAUGCUUGCUUUAAUUUUUCCAGAUUAGAUUGAAUUGAGGGACCAUCCACCUCCCAGCACGGUGCUACUAGUGCUGGAGCUGUAUGUUGUGGCCAGCCAGGGGCCAUUUCUCCUGCUGUGACUGCAGUGUGAUGGUUGUGGACACCAAUUUACCUGUCUGCAGCUGAGCCCCAAGGAAUGAAAAAUGCUAAGUGGUCCUAACUCAAGAUUUUUAAGGCGCCUUUAGUCUGCAUUGAGAAAGGUCUGUAAAAGCCAGGGAGAAGUAUUAGAGAGGCUCUGAUGUGAUGUUAAUAGCAGAAAGCUGAUUAAUUUUUGUAGACAGGUGGCAUAUGGUCUCCAGAUGUUUUCAGAGGGGGUGAGCUACUGUGAUACCCAAAUGUGGCCCACCCAAAGAGGACUGGCUUUUAAAGUCACUUAAACUUCCAUAUGCAAAUGCAGCUUGAACUAAAUACAAUUAUGGUACUCAUUUUCUCAAAUUGGGUGGAUUUGUCAUCUAGGAGAGGUGAACUGGUAAGUAAGGAUGUAACAGCAUAACUUGGUAUUGCAGCUGGUGCCUUAGGGAUGCUAUCUAUGGAAAAUAGUUCCUUCAAAACUGGGUUAUUAGCAGAUGCUGUAUUAGUGGGAUGCUCUCUCAGCAUCACCUGCCUGAUCAAGUAGCAGUGAAGCUGCUGGUCUGGGUUGCCAGGCUGUCUCCGUCUCGUGCUGGAUGUGGUGGUUAGCGAGGGGCUGGUGCCUUUCCACCUGCAGCCGCCCUGGCUUUGCUGGGAGAACAGCAGGACCAAGGGUGGUUAUUGCCAUGAGGUGACAUGUAGGCUUGGUGGGUGUUGGUUUUUUAUAUAAAUCAUUUCCAGUGUUGAGUUCAGGCUCGUUGGCAAUACACACAGUUUUGCUUUGCGGCUGAUUUUUAUUUAAAUGUAAAUUCCAGACAUGAGUGGAAAAUGUACAGGGCAUACAGUAGCGAGGAGCAGCUUUACAGCACAUGACUUUCCAUGUGCGGGCUCUUAACCCUGUUGCUUUGGUAGUUUUGCAGCUUUUCAGCCCCUGGCGCUUGGCCAGCGGCUAGGACCCAGGUGAAGGUCCACCUCAGCCUGAAGGGCAGCCCAGGGGCUGAGGGUAGCGAUGCCGGCCAGCCGGCUGGGUGCUGCUCAUGGGGGUAAGCGCUGCUAGCGUGUCCGUGGGUGCUGGAGCAUUGCUUGGAGUAAUGUAGUUGGUCGUGGCAGAAAAGCCCAAGCCAACCUCUUGCUGGCAACUGAAACGUCCCUUUGUGGCCUUCAGUGCUUCCCACUUGAGACCCUGCCACACGACCUGCUCUCCUCAGCUCAUACGUUGUCCUCUGGGCUCAGGAUACAUGAGAUUCUGCUUGUUUGCUGACUGUGUUGCACCUCUGCUGAUCCUCUCCCUCAUGUUACAGAUGAAAUACCUCUUGAGAUAGAACUUAAUUAUCCAGUAGCAUUACUAAUAAAGACGAUUCUAGGUACUGUGCAA